Ziziphus jujuba (common jujube) is the source of this 1437-nucleotide messenger RNA. RefSeq lists its product as uncharacterized. Gene Ontology annotation, cellular component: nucleus. The record is from RefSeq and is a predicted model, not a curated record. The transcript is spliced from 3 exons. Lineage: Eukaryota; Viridiplantae; Streptophyta; Magnoliopsida; Rosales; Rhamnaceae. The coding region runs from base 516 to 1313 and encodes 265 amino acids.
CACCUUACAAUCAAAUUUUGAUGAAAUGAGGGUCGAUGAUUGACAAAAGAAAUUUAUAUUAAAAAAGAAAAAAGGAAAAAAAAAUUUAUGCAGCACUUUUCUUUGAGUCGGAAAAAUUUUCAGUACAUUUUACAUGCAUAAACGGAAAAUGCUAAAUAUGAGAGUCCAUUAUACUGAAGCAAUCCUUGAAAAAAACAAAUGAAAUUGCUGAAUUAUGAUUUUACCCAUGCGCAAAAAUUAUUAUUUUCCGUGGGAUUAAAUUAAUAUUUAUUAUUAUUUAAAUCAAUUAGAAGCCCAACCCAAUACCCAUAUGUGAUAUCCAUACCCAUGACCCACCGCCUAAGCAGCAGGCUAAGCUGACAACGCCCUCGCUCUUCGGCUUGGUGACGGAAAUUGGGAAUUUCCAUUUAGCAGGAGAAGGGAGGACCAAUCAACAGCGGCGAGAAUAAAUUCAGUGUUUGGAAGCAGAACAGUGCACUGCAGAAACACAGAGCUCUAAAAAGCGAAGAAACAGGAUGAUGAAGAAUCAGACGCCGCAAAUUGAGACUGGGGAGGAGGAAGAGGGGAUGAAGAAGAAGAAGAGGGUGGUGGUGGAAUCCCUAGGAUGGCUUACGGAGUCCUCCAUUAUGCCCAAGAAGCACCGGGCCAUUACCGGCGUCGGAGCUUCCUCUAUCAUGGACCUCAAGGCCCAGCUUUACAAAUCCCAGGAGGACUCUAAGAAGUCUAAGGAAUUGUCAGGACCUGACCUCCAAUUCCAACGCGCCAAGAUGAAGAUCGUCCCUCACGAUUCCUUCUCCGCCAAGAACUCCGGCGUCGAUGCCCGUGCCCUCAAGGACAAGCUUGAGCUGAAAGCGGUUAAUGAUGGAUCAGCCAGUUAUGCAGCAUUAGAAAAGAAGGCUGAGAUAUAUGAUAAGCUCAUGAGGGGUGAAUUGUCUGAUGAGGAAGAACAGGAGAAGUAUUGUGUGGAUUUUUUUGGCAAGAGGAUUGAGCAGGAUCAAGUACAGCAGACACAACAGAAUGAGCCUUCUGCUGCUGCACUACCCGGAGAUGAGGACAGUGAGGGUGAUGCUCCUAUACAUUUCAACUUGAGACCUGCGGGGCUUGGCCGGGCAGCUGCAACAAUGGACGAUGAUGAACACAAGCGUUUUGUAAGGGAAGUCCAUGAAGAAGCAAACCAAGCAAGAGAAAGGGCUUCGGAGCUCAAAUUGCGCAGGCAAGAGCAGGCAGCUGCUCGUCGUGAGAAACUAAAGCAGGCAUACCUUCGAAAACAGCUAGAAAAACUGAAAUCUGCAUCCAGUACAGAGAAGACAUGAACAAAGCUAAUGACCGGUCAUUUUGAGUUUACUAGCAAAAACAUGUCAAUAUUUCUACCCCUUCAUGUCCUAACAUUUAUUGUAAUUGCAAUAAUGCAAUGUUCUCUUUGUUCUAUUAUUUAAA